Messenger RNA from Oncorhynchus tshawytscha (Chinook salmon), 2085 nucleotides. RefSeq lists its product as uncharacterized. The transcript has 14 exons. The record is from RefSeq and is a predicted model, not a curated record. NCBI's taxonomy places the organism in Eukaryota, Metazoa, Chordata, Actinopteri, Salmoniformes, Salmonidae. Bases 42 to 1571 code for a protein of 509 amino acids.
UGGCUGUUCGAGGUAGAGGGGUUGACUGUGAUUGGAUCACGAUGAAGUCAAAGUGUAAAGACAUCCACCAAUCAAGCAACCUUCCCUGCAUCUUGGAAACAUACCUGCCAUCUAGUGGUGGCAAAAUGGCAGAGAAUGAAGACAGGCCUCAGCGUCGGAGGAAGAAGUUGACCCAGAGCAGAGAGACUGGGCCUGGGGGUCAGAAUCACCCUGGGAGUGCUGCUAGUGACCCAGACAGCGUCAGUCGCCAGGCUCUGCUAGAUCAGCGCCAUCUAGAGGCGUACAGAAACAUGCACGGUCUCAGAGACAUCCUGUACCAUCGAUACUCUGCCAUGCUCAGAGAUAAGAUACACACACAGAGACAGGAGAUACAACGACGUGCUGCGGCAGCUGGAGCAGUCACCGAGGAUAAACACACACCGAAACUGAGGAAGCUGGCCUGUUCUACUCUCUCCCAUGACAACACAUACCUGAGGUCUCUUCCUCAAACCAGCUACUACCUGAUCUUGGGCCUUCAGAACCAGUUGUCUCGGCAUGGUUGUCUGAAGACCCUCCAGGACCAAGAGGACUUCUGUUUUAUGGUUAACCACCACCACCACCACAACCGUGGUCCAGUCCAGCUGCAGAGGACACAACAGGAGAUCAGGAAGAGGAUGAUUGGCAGCCGCUCCGCACCGGAUGUGAUGUCAGCGGGAUGGGGUUGGAGCCAGCAGGAGAUGUCAGGACAGACCUCUAGAAUUCACGUCACCACGGAGACGAGACACCUGGACCGGAUUGUCCAUUCAGAGACAGGGAGAGGGCUUAUGCCGGGAGAGAGACUUCCAGAAAGAGGGGCUGGGGAGAGACUUCCAGAAAGAGGAGCUGGAGAGAGACUUCCAGAAAGAGGGGCUGGAGAGAGACUUCCAGAGAGAGGGGCUGGAGAGAGACUUCCAGAAAGAGGGGCUGGGAAGAACUCUGCAGCCUUCCUCCUCUCACAGCAGGAACAGGACUACACUGAGCAAAUGUUUCCCAAGAUGAAGGUUCCCAAGUUUGCAACCCUUCAGCCUAGUUUUCUGAAGAACUUGAAGACGGUGAUGCCAACAGUGGGAGUUGAGGAGAUACCCGAGAAGAGUAAGAGAGCAGAGAUGACUGUGAGGAUGCUGAGACACAUGCACAGCCAGUCCCUUACCAACAUGGCUGUCUCUCAGAGACUGCUACUGGACAGAGACAGACACUCACUGUGCUGCUGCUGGGAACAGAAGACGAGUUUCCAAGAUCUGACGCAGUAUGUAUUCCCGAGUGUUCACUCUAACGAAGAGAAGAAGAAGAGGUGUGCUGGGAACCUCCCUCCUCUCCCUCCUCCUCCGUCCUACCAGGAAUGGACCAGGAUCGAACCAGAUGAUUCAGAGGUCCCUAGCCUGGCCCUGGAAGGGCUUGGGCUGAGGACCAUACCCUCUGCUGGAAACACAGAAAUAUGUAGCAAGACUCCUGAGCCUUUAUCCAUAGAAGAUGUGUGUCAACGCAACCCUUUGGGGGUGGUAAAUUGUGGAUGUAAGCUUUGGAGGAAUUAUGACGAGGAGACAGCCUAUUGAGUAUCUUCGUUUGAUGUGAAGGCCACUAGGCUACACCAAUCACCAAUACCAUGAAUAAGAUAAAAAGAUUAUGAGAUUAUGUAUUAUUUUGAUACCAGUUCACUUAGAGACCAGUUCACUUAGAGACCAGUUCACUUAGAGACCAGUUCACUUAGAGACCAGUUCACUUAGAGACCAGUUCACUUAGAGACCAGUUCACUCUGGAUUCCUAUUGUGUUUGUCUUCGACUAUAUCAACAACAAAACGAUAUAGAUGGUAAAAUUACAAAUGUUUUUACAAAUAAAAUGUAUUAUUAGCAGUAUGUGUUUUACUUAUAGAAUGUAUCAUCAACAAUAUGAGUAAAGAACUAAAGGCAAAUAACGAAUAGAAAAGCAAUUCUUUAACUACCAAUAAUUUUUUAAGAGAAAUAUAACCUGUGUAUUUAGAACGACACUUUCUACUCACUCGAUUGAUUCUGAUUGUGAAUGAUUUAAGCUAAUAAUAAAACUUGCUAAGAAGUUGUUUUUUUGACGGA